This is a messenger RNA of Rubroshorea leprosula, 1674 nucleotides long. The record is from the annotation of a GenBank genome assembly. Lineage: Eukaryota; Viridiplantae; Streptophyta; Magnoliopsida; Malvales; Dipterocarpaceae.
GCUACAUUCUCUUUCCUCCAAAACUAAAAUCACCUCACGUCACUUGCGCACCAUAGCUUUGCUUUCCUGUUCUCUUCAUCUUCGACGCCUUUGCUCUCUACUGCUCAUAUCAUUGCAUGCUCUGAAUUCCCUAAACCAGAAUCUAACAACCAUAAAGCAUCUAUCUUUCCUUUGUUUCUGCUCUGAUUUCUCUGAGAUUCUUUGAUCUUUCUUGUUGGGUCUUCCGAGUCUUGACCCGUCUCCAGUAUAGUAUUUCCUGGUGGGUUUGAAUGGGAUGGGACCCAUUAGAGGGUUGAAGAGAAAAAAGAAAGCAGAGAAGAAGUUUGACCAGGAUGUCCUCGAUGCUGCUUCUGCUCCUCUGCGGUCGCAACCCCAGCCCCCCUUGGAUUGGUGGGAGGAGUUCUCCAAGAGGAUUUCUGGUCCUUUAUCUCAAACAAAGAAUUCAAAGAAAUUUGAAUCAGUUCUAAAAAUUUCAAGAAAGACAUUCGACUACAUCUGUUCACUUGUGAAGGAAGAUAUGAUGUCUAGGCAAUCAACCUUCUCAGAUUCAAGUGGCAAGCUUUUGUCUCUAAAUGAUCAAGUAGCAGUUGCUCUUAGGAGGCUUGGUUCUGGUGAAUCAUUAUCAAACAUUGGUGAUUCUUUUGGGAUGAACCAAUCAACUGUUUCCCAGAUAACCUGGCGGUUUGUGGAAGCAAUGGAGGAAAGAGGACUGCAGCAUCUCCACUGGCCUUCAACUGAAGCAGAGAUGCAAGAGAUAAAGUCUAAGUUUGAGAGAAUUCGGGGCCUACCUAAUUGCUGCGGUGCACUUGACAUUACACACAUUGUCAUGACCCUGCCCACAAUGGACCCCUCAAAUGAUGUCUGGUUUGAUAGUGAGAAGAACUAUAGCAUGAUCUUGCAGGCAAUUGUGGACCCAGAGAUGAGAUUGCGUGAUGUUAUUGUUGGGUGGCCAGGAAGUUUAAGUGAUACCAUGGUCCUAAGGAGCUCAAGUUUCUUCAAACUUUGUGAAGAGGGGAAAAGGCUAAAUGGGAAGAAGGUAGAGCUGUCAGAGGGAACUGAGCUAAGGGAAUAUAUAGUAGGGGAUGCAGGGUUUCCCUUAUUGCCAUGGCUACUUACUCCUUACCAAGGAAAAGGCCUCUCAGAAUUCCAAGUGGAGUUUAACAAGCGACAUUCUGCAACAAGAAUGGUGGCACAGAUGGCACUAACAAGGCUGAAGGAGAUGUGGAAAAUAAUACAGGGAGUGAUGUGGAUGCCUGAUAAGAAUAGGUUGCCAAGGAUUGUUUUUGUUUGCUGCUUGUUGCACAACAUCCUCAUCGAUAUGGAGGAUGAGGUGAUGGAUGAUAUGCCCUUGUCUCACCAUCAUGACACUGGUUAUCAUCAACAAAGGAGUGAAUCAGUCGACAAUACUGCCUCAACCAUGAGGGAUCAACUUUCCCUCUACUUGUCCGGAAAACUGCCACUUUGAAACUGUUCUUUUCUUGGUGAUUCACAGUUGCUGGGUUAUUCAAUUUACAGUGAAUGCUGGAUAUCUUGUUUCAGUUCAUAAAUUUCUUGAGCUUUGCUACUAGUUGAACUGGAGAGUUAUAUUUGUUAUGGAGCUUCUUAUCUUACUAUAGAAUGACAUCAAUUUAUGUUGGCUUAUUUUAGAUUAUUCAAGAAAGGUGAUUUUUGAGA